UAGCAACCAGCGACCAAUGCGAUUCGUGAACGUGAGCGCGGAUAAAGCGAUUUAUUGUUGUGUUGAUUAGAGCAGCGCUAACUGUGUGUUGCACUGUGAAGUUCUGUUUUUAGACAUUGAAACAAAAACCAGAAUGAGUCUGUCUGUAAGAACUGAGCUCGCAGGGGACAAACCCAAACGCAAGAAGAGGAGAGAGCUCACUGAAGAUCAGAAGCAUGAAAUUAAAGAAGCAUUUGAUUUAUUUGACACGGACAAAGAUAAAGAGAUAGAUUACCAUGAGCUGAAGGUGGCAAUGCGAUCUCUUGGGUUUGAGGUGAAGAAAGUGGACGUUCUGAAGAUCCUCAAGGACUACGACCGGGAGGGCAACGGCAAGAUCACAUUCGAGGACUUCAACGAAGUGGUGACCGACCGCAUCCUGGAGCGGGACCCCAAGGAGGAGAUCAUGAAGGCGUUCAGGCUCUUUGACGACGAUGAGUCGGGGAAGAUCAGCCUGAGGAACCUGAGACGAGUCGCUCGGGAACUCGGUGAGAACAUCAGCGACGAGGAGCUGCGCAGCAUGAUCGACGAGUUCGACACCGACGGAGACGGAGAGAUCAACCAGGAGGAGUUCCUCGCCAUUAUGACCGGAGACUCCUGAGGAAUCACUGACUGACAGAAGCUAAAUGACAUCCAGCUUUUCCUUUGUGGCUCUGAAGUGAACUGGACUCAUUCAUUGACCUGGAAUCUUUUUUUUAAUUUAUUUUAUUUUAGUUUUGAUUUAGUUUUAUUUAUUACCUGGCAGUGGUGGCGGUGAAGAUCAGUUACUCCUGCAUAUGCAUGACGCUGCUUUCUCAUCUGGACUGAUCUUCGUUUUUAUCACACUUGGUUCAAAAUAAAAUGAUAUAAAGAGGGAAGUGUUAAGAUCUGUGGGUUUGUUGUUUCCUCUGACUUGGAAAAGGUUAGUUAAAAAGUCAGCAGAUCAUUUCUAAAAGCGGCUGCAUUUCAUAUUUUACAGUUACUGCUUAUAUUUGUCAGGAACAUGUAAGUGUUUGGAUUUGCUAUUUAUUUUGUUACACAAUAAGUUUUUGUGACAUUUUCUUUAUUAAGACCUGACUCUUACUAAACUCCUGCUUGCUUUGCAAAUGUGCUCUGCUUCAUAUUUAAAACCAGAAAUCCUGCUAGUGAGCCGGAAAUGAUUGACUGAUUAAUGUUGGAAAAUUACCCAUAACUCCCUGCAGUUUUCCACUAGCCUGUAAGAUUUGAAUUUGUCCGGUUAUCGUCUGUUGAGUUUUAUCUUUUUCCUUCCUGUUUAAAUGUUCUCAUCCGCAUUUCAGUGAGAAGUUCCAUUUUCCGACAAUGUUUUUUACACUCAAACAUUUCAACAAAAAAAUAAAAGACAACCCAGAUGUGGGAAAAAA
Messenger RNA from Xiphophorus hellerii (green swordtail), 1397 nucleotides. It is a transcript of the gene cetn3, whose product is annotated as centrin 3. Gene Ontology annotation, cellular component: myosin II complex. Gene Ontology annotation, molecular function: calcium ion binding. NCBI's taxonomy places the organism in Eukaryota, Metazoa, Chordata, Actinopteri, Cyprinodontiformes, Poeciliidae. The record is from RefSeq and is a predicted model, not a curated record. The transcript has 5 exons. Bases 134 to 637 code for a protein of 167 amino acids.